Molecule: messenger RNA, 1074 nt
Organism: Cheilinus undulatus (humphead wrasse)
Lineage: Eukaryota; Metazoa; Chordata; Actinopteri; Labriformes; Labridae
Gene: snrnp35
Product: small nuclear ribonucleoprotein 35 (U11/U12)
Exons: 1
Coding region: 152-856 (234 amino acids)
Biological process (GO): mRNA splicing, via spliceosome
Cellular component (GO): U12-type spliceosomal complex; precatalytic spliceosome
Molecular function (GO): snRNA binding; mRNA binding
Source: RefSeq, a predicted model, not a curated record
UCGACAGGCAGGCUGUUGUUUUGAAUGAGCAGAACAUUUUCAACUAUGUAACAUGGCUUUGUAGCUAACUGUCGACUCUUGUAGUGAACUUUACCUCUACUUGGGGGGAUUUAUCGAACAAAAAGACUGUUUUAUUUUACGGUAGGGUAGAAUGGUUGACUGGAGUCCGAUAGCGAAGGUGUACGACCCGCUGAAAGCAGGCAGCAUCGACAGCACGGACGUGGAGCCUCAUGACCGGGCGGUGUGGAGGGCUAUGGGAGCCCGCUACAAACCCAACAAAGGUGUUGUUGGAGACCCGCUGCUCACCCUGUUUGUGGCCCGUCUGAAUCCGCAGACAACAGAGGACAAACUGCACCAGGUUUUCUCUAAAUACGGAGACAUUCAGCGGCUGAGGCUGGUCCGGGACAUCGUGACAGGCUUCUCCAAAGGGUACGCCUUCAUCGAGUACAAGGAGGAGCGCUCCAUCGUCCGGGCCCGCAGGGAUGCUAACAAACUAGUGGUGGACCAGCAUGAAGUUUUCGUGGAUUUUGAACAGGAGAGGACCCUGAAAGGAUGGGUCCCUCGUAGGCUCGGCGGCGGGCAGGGAGGGAAGAAAGAGUCCGGACAGCUGCGGUUCGGCGGCAGGGACAGACCUUUCCGCAGACCCAUUAACCUCGGGGUUGGUGUGGUGCAGGAGAGGGGAGGUGGAGGGAGGGAGUGGGACAGGCAAGGAGGGAGAGACAGGGAGGAUCACCGGGACCGACACAGAGAGGGGGAGUGGGGCAGCAGCAGAGAGUGGAGAGAAGACCGGGACAGAGGCAGAGAGAGGGAGGAGAGACGACACAGAGACCGGAGCAGACACCGGGAGAGGAGAUGACACCAUGGAACUGGACUGCUGUUGGAAUAAGUCUUUAAAAUAUGCAGUCCUUAUUACGGAUACCUGCCUGUAUCAGACAGGGGACUGACUAGGGGUAGACUGAUUAUUGGCCUGAUCGAUUAUAGAUGGUGAUAUUUGUUAUUAAGUCGACUAUCAUAUCAACAUCUUAUUAUACUGAUGAUUGAUCAAAUGUAUCAAUUAAAAGAUUUUCUAUUCCA